AUGUCGUCACAAGAGACACACGAAAAGAAGAAUUAUGUUGUCACAUCAGUCAGUGUUGUUGCUGAUGAUAAGGACAGUCAAAUCGAGAGCCCAUACUCCGAGGAAUCACAAAGUAAGGGGUUCUUUCAGGCUUUUUUAGAUGGGUUCAAGCCCCUAGACAUUGGUGAAAUUGAUCCCAAUUUGACAGACGUUGAAAGAGCCAAUUUGAUUUCUGCUAGGGCUUCAUUGAAGAGAGGUUUGAAAAACAGACACUUGCAAAUGAUUGCAAUUGGUGGCUCCAUUGGUACUGGUUUAUUUGUUGGUGCUGGCUCGGCAUUGGCAAAAGGUGGUCCUGCUGCGCUUAUCAUUGCAUGGGUCUUAACGGGGUCUAUGAUGUAUUGCACCGUUCAAGCAUUAGGUGAAUUGAGUGUCCUUUUCCCAGUUGCAGGGUCUUUCACUCAAUUCAAUACAAGGUUUAUCUCUCCUGCAUGGGGGUUCUGCAUGGCCUGGAACUAUGCCUUGGGUUGGUUGAUCACUUUACCUUUGGAGUUGGUUUCGGCCUCUAUUACUAUCGACUACUGGAACUCAGAAAUUAAUUCUGCCGCUUGGGUCACUAUUUUCUAUGUUGUGAUUGUUGGCAUCAACGUCUUCGGCGUUAGAGGGUAUGGUGAAGCCGAAUUCAUCUUUUCAGCAUUGAAGGUCCUGGCAGUAGUUGGUUACAUCAUCCUAGGUAUUGUCAUCAAUUGUGGUGGCGGUCCUAAAGGUGGUUACAUUGGUGGUAGAUUCUGGAGCGAUCCCGGUGCUUUCUCACAUGGAUUCAAAGGUGUUUGUUCUGUUUUCGUUACCUCUGCAUUUUCCUUUGGUGGUACUGAAUUAGUAGGCCUUGCUGCAGCAGAAACAGAGAAUCCUAGAAAGUCUUUGCCAACCGCUACGAAGCAAGUGUUUUGGAGAAUCACUCUUUUUUACAUUAUUUCGUUGACUCUAAUUGGUGUUAAUGUCCCCUAUAACGAUCCAAGGCUAUUGGGUAACUCUGGAGCUGCAGCUUCGCCAUUUGUCCUAUCAAUUCAAAAUGCAGGAAUCAAGGGUUUACCUUCUGUUAUGAAUGCUGUUAUCAUGAUUGCAGUUUGCUCGGUUGCAAACUCUUCCGUCUAUGCAGCUUCCAGAACUAUUGCAGCAUUGUCAAACCAAGGAUUUGCUCCAAAACUUCUAGGCUAUAUCGAUAGAGAGGGAAGACCUUUGGGAGGAAUUGCUGUCUCAUUGACCGUUGGUUUGCUCUGUUAUUUGUCGGCUUACAAAAAUCAUUCUCAAGUUUUCGAUUGGAUGUUGUCAAUCUCUGGAUUAUCUUCAAUCAUCAGUUGGGGAUCAAUCAACGCAUGCCAUCUUCGAUUCCGAAGAGCACUCUCUGUUCAAGGUAGAACUACAGAUGAGGUGCCUUUUACUGCUCAAACAGGCAUCUAUGGCUCUAUCUUUGGUGUCUUGUUGAACUGCCUGAUUCUUGCUGCACAAUUUUGGGUUGCCUUGUUCCCAGCUGGUAAACCGGCCAGUGCCGAGUCUUUCUUUAAGGUCUACCUUUGUGUCCCCGUAUUGAUUGUUUUUUACUUUGGCUGGAUGCUAUACAAGAAAAACUAUACUUUCUUCAUCAAAUAUUCGAAUAUUGACCUUGACACCGGCAGAAGGGUGCUAGAUGUAGAAGCCCUCAAGCAAGAGAUUGCCGAGGAAAAAGCUUUUAUUGCUUCGAAACCGUUCUAUUACAGAGUCUACAAAUUUUGGUGUUAA
This is a messenger RNA of Pichia kudriavzevii, 1755 nucleotides long. RefSeq lists its product as uncharacterized. Gene Ontology annotation, molecular function: amino acid transmembrane transporter activity. Gene Ontology annotation, biological process: amino acid transmembrane transport. The record is from RefSeq and is a predicted model, not a curated record. Lineage: Eukaryota; Fungi; Ascomycota; Pichiomycetes; Pichiales; Pichiaceae. Bases 1 to 1755 code for a protein of 584 amino acids. Gene Ontology annotation, cellular component: membrane. The transcript has a single exon.